AGUUCAAGCUGGCGUUUUGCAACAUGGUUGUUUAUAUGCUGUCAUAACAACGUCUCUAACGGUGGCCUAGUCCUCCUUUGGUAGACAUUAGGAGACAAACCAUGUUACUUGCUUCGAUAAGGACAACGUUAAUAAAUGGCUGCAGACGAGCCGGAGGGGGAAUUCAACACGGUAACGGUGCACACUUACGACAGUGGGUGGCGCGAAGGGGCCACAGCACCAUCACAGCCGAGGCAGGAGCUUCAGCCUCCCCAUCCGCAUCAUCAGCAGCAGCCAGUGUCCCCAAUGCAGCCACAAACAGGAUAGUAGGUCGCUGGUUACUAGGCUGCAGCGGUCUUGUUGUUGGUGCUGUUGUCCUUGGUGGCGUCACACGACUAACAGAAUCCGGCCUGUCCAUGGUCGACUGGCAUCUGGUACGAGAGAUGAAGCCCCCGCAGUCGCAGGCAGAGUGGGAGGCAGAGUUUUCCAAAUAUCAGCAGUUUCCUGAAUUCAAGAUAAUGAACCACAACAUGACUCUGCCAGAGUUUAAGUUCAUCUUCUACAUGGAGUGGGGUCAUCGCAUGUGGGGCAGGCUGGUGGGUCUGGCCUACAUCCUCCCCACUAUGUACUUCUGGAGGAAAGGCUACUUCACUCGCUCGAUGAAGGGAAAAGUGCUCGGGCUAUGUGGAUUUGUCUUCUUCCAGGGCCUGUUGGGUUGGUACAUGGUCAAAAGUGGUCUGGAGGAGAAGCCAGAGUCACAUGACAUCCCACGGGUCAGCCAGUAUCGACUGAGUGCUCACCUGGGUUCCGCCUUACUCCUUUACUGUGCCAGUCUGUGGACCGGCCUUACGCUACUGCUGCCUGCUCACAAGUUGGCAGAGACCAAACGCCUCAUACAGCUUCGAAGGUUUGCCAAGGGAACCAGUGGACUCGUCUUCCUCACAGCUCUUUCAGGUGCUUUUGUCGCCGGUUUGGAUGCUGGCCUGGUGUACAACUCCUUCCCUAAAAUGGGAGAACGUUGGGUCCCUGAUGACCUGUUGGCCUUCUCUCCCACCCUCAAGAACUUCUUUGAGAACCCCACAACUGUGCAGUUUGACCACAGGAUCUUAGCAGUCUCCUCUUUGACGGCCAUCACUGGGCUGUAUCUGUUUUCCAGAAGGAUGGUGCUGCCUAGGAGAGCUAAGAUAGCCAUCAGCCUCCUCACAGCAAUGGCUUGCGGACAGGUUGCACUGGGAAUUAGCACCCUGUUGCUGUACGUGCCUACUCCGCUGGCAGCGACUCACCAGUCUGGAUCUGUGGCGCUACUCUCGCUGGCCAUUUGGGUUCUGGCCGAGCUCCGUAAAAUGCCCAAAUAAUGAUGGACAAAUGUCUUUCCGGGAUUAGCAACUUCUAAAACCUGGAAAUAUCACUGGUUUAUUAUAAAAUAAUGUCAUCAAGCAAACAAAUGAGCUGGACCUCUAUGCACACAAUCUACACUCAUUUCUUCAACUUCAAGCACCUGAGAAGUUAGAUUUGAACAAUGGUACCGCAUUUCCUCAAUAAGUAGACCUCCAUUUUUAUAGACGCCGGGUGGGUCAUCGACAAAUAACUUGCUCAAAUUGACCUCUUUUCCCAUCGCGAGCUAACUGUAAGCAUCUCAGUUCAUUGACGCUAUUGUUGACACAUUGACAUUAGUUUGUUGACGGCUGAGCCCAUUUGAACUCCAUUGCUAACCAAAACAGCGGCAUCUGCAAAGCAUGUUAACAGUUUAGUGUUGUAAACAAGUUCCCUGUGCAGCAUUGAAGCAUAUUUAGUGACAAUUAGCGUUCCAGUAGACUCUGACAUGAAGGCGCUCUUCAUUAGUUG
Molecule: messenger RNA, 1824 nt
Organism: Phycodurus eques (leafy seadragon)
Lineage: Eukaryota; Metazoa; Chordata; Actinopteri; Syngnathiformes; Syngnathidae
Gene: cox15
Product: cytochrome c oxidase assembly protein COX15 homolog
Exons: 9
Coding region: 102-1334 (410 amino acids)
Biological process (GO): heme A biosynthetic process
Cellular component (GO): mitochondrial inner membrane
Molecular function (GO): oxidoreductase activity, acting on NAD(P)H, heme protein as acceptor
Source: RefSeq, a predicted model, not a curated record